AUGUCCAAGACUGCUACUGGAUUACCACCUGGAUGGGCCAUUCGUGUUUCUCGUACGCACAACAAAGAAUAUUUCUUAAACCAAGCUACGUCUGAAUCUACUUGGGAAGCACCAUUUGGAAGUGAUGAUGCUAAGUUGGCUGAAUAUUUGAAGCAUUUCAGAGCCAAUGGCAACAAGCCUGUUGUUCAGGACGACGGCAAGGUGCGUGUAUCUCAUUUAUUGAUAAAGAAUGUUCAAUCCAGAAAGCCCAGAUCGUGGAAGUCGCCUGAUGGUAUUACCUUGAGUCGCGACGAAGCCAUUCUGAUCUUGAAGAAGCACCAAGCUAGAAUCUUGAAUGGUGAGAUCAAGUUGAGUGAAUUGGCCGAGACUGAAAGCGACUGUUCUUCGCAUUCACAAGGUGGAGACUUGGGAUUCUUUGGCAAGGGCCAGAUGCAACCUAAGUUCGAAGAGGCUGCCUACGGCUUGAAUGUUGGUGAAAUCAGUGACAUUAUUGAGACCGACUCUGGAGUACAUAUUUUACAGAGAACGGGAUGAGAAACAACACGAAAAUUACAAGCAGAGAAAGGAAUUGACGGGAGAGUCCUGAAUCGAAAGAUUUGGUUGUCACCAUAAUAUAGUAUAAAAGUAUUGACAUUUACAAUGUAAGUUUUUAGCAG
Messenger RNA from Scheffersomyces stipitis CBS 6054, 656 nucleotides. RefSeq names its product peptidylprolyl isomerase (gene ESS1). Gene Ontology annotation, molecular function: peptidyl-prolyl cis-trans isomerase activity; protein binding. NCBI's taxonomy places the organism in Eukaryota, Fungi, Ascomycota, Pichiomycetes, Serinales, Debaryomycetaceae. Gene Ontology annotation, cellular component: cytosol; nucleus. The transcript has a single exon. The record is from RefSeq and is a predicted model, not a curated record. Bases 1 to 534 code for a protein of 177 amino acids.